Molecule: messenger RNA, 1416 nt
Organism: Uranotaenia lowii
Lineage: Eukaryota; Metazoa; Arthropoda; Insecta; Diptera; Culicidae
Product: glutathione S-transferase theta-3-like
Exons: 4
Coding region: 210-896 (228 amino acids)
Biological process (GO): glutathione metabolic process
Cellular component (GO): cytoplasm
Molecular function (GO): glutathione transferase activity
Source: RefSeq, a predicted model, not a curated record
UGAUUGAGCGUCGUCUCGUGCUUCUUUGUCGUCCCAGACGUGAUACUGAUACUGGACGGACAGGCAGAGUGUUUUGGUGAGGCAGUCCCAUUAUUCACGUGUUCUAUCAUUUAAAAACAACAAAUACCAAAUAUCAAUGAUCGUGAUACGCGCGUGUGUACAAUCGAAAUAGUUUCGAGGGCGAUUGUCAAGUUCAAUAAUCCUUAAUUAUGGCCGCCAGAUUCCGGUUAUAUUACGAUCUAAUAUCGCAACCUUGCCGAGCGCUGUAUAUCUUCCUGGAGCAAGCUGAAAUACCGUAUCAGAAAUGUCCCGUUGCUUUGCGCAAAUGGGAGCAUACGUCAGCGGAUUUUUUGCAGAACGUGAACCGUUUUGGCAAGGUUCCGGCUAUUGUUGAGGGGCCCGAUUUCAAGCUGGCCGAAAGUGUCGCCAUUCUGAGGUAUUUAUGCCGAGAGUACAGUAGUUCCGUGGCAGACCAUUGGUAUCCUCGCGACAGUCGACAGAGGGCUAGAGUUGACGAAUAUCUAGAAUGGCAACACGCCAACACCCGGGCCCACUGCACCGGAUAUGUGAGAUACGUAUGGAGAGGCCCUCUCAGAGGGGAAAAGGUGGACAAGCGUGUGGCGGAAAAUAUGAGACUAGAAAUGAUUCGAUGUUUAGAUUUUAUUGAAUCUAAUCUAUUCGAAGAGGGAGGAGACCAGUUCAUAGCAGGAUCGCAGAUAUCGAUUGCUGACCUAGUUGCGGUGUGUGAAAUUGAACAACCAAAGCUUACUGGAUACAACGCACGAAUAGGACGCCCUAAACUGGCCGCCUGGAUGCAACGUGUGAAAGAAUAUACCCAACCGCAUUACGAUGAGGCUCAUAAAGUGCUCAACCAUUUUGCACCUACUGUUACGUAGUGCCUACUUAUAUGAAUACAAUGGAAAGAUGUACAAGCUAAUAUUUGAGGUUGGGAUGGGCUCACCACUGAGCGGAGUAGUGGCGAAUAUUCUAUUAGAACACCUUGAGGAGGUAGUCAUUACUGAACUAAAGACCAAAGGAAUCAAUCUUAUCAUCUAUAAACGCUACGUUAAUGACUGCCUUCUCAUUGCUGAAGAAAAUAGAAUUGAUGAAAUCCAAAACGAAUUUAACAAACCCUUCGAGAGCAUAAAAUUCACAGUUGAUAAAGAAACAAACUGUUCUAUUCGCUUCCUAGACAUGAGUCUCACCAGAAAAAAACAACAAAAUAAACAUCGGUUCACAAAUCAAACGAACGGACGAUACCUAGAUUUCUCAUCCGCCAGUCCUCAUACUCACAAAAUGAACACAGCCAUUGCUUUAAUUGAUCGCGCACUAAAACUAACUGACGUAGAAGAAAGGGUAAAAAGCAUCCAGAAUGUCAAAGGAAUCCUUCUUUCCAAUAACUAUCCAGACAGUUUU